AUGAACAGUGAGGAACCGUUGUUCACGUCCUUCUCCCCACCUGUUAACAGUAACUCUUCUACAGCAAAGACGUCGUCCACUACGCCUCAUCACCUGAGAUCUCAGACGAGCUUAACUACCGUUGUAAAAGCUCAAAUUUCCUUUCUAUUGUCAAUCCUUUCGACUGACAAUUACGAGAAAAACGUGGCUGAAAUUAAUUCGCAUUUAAUCAAACACGGUCUAGAUACAUAUUUUCAUUUAUUACGACGACUUCUGAUUGAUAACCAGUCUAGAAUUUGUAACAUUGGAACCCGUAGUUCAGAAUUGCUCAAUCAUUCCUUGAGCUAUCGUCUUUUAAUUGAAAAGGUUAUAGAAGCUGCAAGCGAUCCUGCUAUCUCUGCUGUUUUCUGUAAAGCUUUGAAUUCCAUAGAUCACAGUGAUUCUUUUAAAGAUCUUGAACUAAAUAGUUUUUUGGAACGCGUUGGAAUUAAUCCGGUCGAAAAGGUUGGACUUUGCAUUUCAUUGUUAUCAGCAAAUAGAAAGGAAAUUGUAGAGCAAGCGCGCGAGAUCAUUAGACAAAAUUUUGAUCCGCUUGUUAAGGCUUUGGGAGAUCAGUCAAUUCAGGCUCAUUUAUCAGAGAAGCUACUUCAUCAUUUAAUUGCUUAUUACAAAUCUUACGAGGCUGAAAGUAGAAGCAUUUCAUCCGCACAAAUUGAUACAACUUCAAAUACUUCGGCUGUCUUCAAACCUGUACCCCUUGCUCUUCUUCUUAAUUCAAAUCAGACUGUCCCUACAGCCGAUUUUUCUAAUACUAAAAUGGGAGAAACAAGUGAUCAAUCAUUGUCCAAAAUUAUGCGUGACGUGGGUUAUAAUUGUUGUAGUUCUGCUUCCGCAUUUAGAAAUAUCUUGAAUCAAUUGGGAGUAACGUCUGCCGAGUCUGGUGAGAUUAUCAGAGACGAAGAUGUUGCCCAAGCUAUUGGUAUGAUGGCAAUAACACAUACCAAUCUUGAGGAUGGUGGCGCAUGGAGCCUGGGAGUUGAUUCUCAAGAACGUAAGCAGACGUGGGACAUUGAAAUUUUCGCUUCAACCUUGGUGGAACUGCAACCUCAUUUAGACUGGGUUAAGAUAAUAGAAAAUUUAGAUUACCCAGAUUUUAAUAUUCAUGAUACAAAAGGUUUGGAAAUAAUAUUAUCAAGUUUUAGGAAAGCAGUCAAGGAUCGACAGCAAUUCCCGCUACUUGUGUUUUGGAGACAUUGGAAUAAUCUCAACGGACAAUUUAGCUUCUUACGUCGUAUAGUGCAGGCACCACCUGAAAUUUUUAACAUUAAUGAUUACCCUGUUCAAAAAGUUUUGUCUAUGGAAGAUUUCGCUACGUCAAAUGCAAAUCUCAAAUCAAUGUCUGGAAUGCUCACGGCGAAUCCGUGGAAUUCGGUCGAGUUGAUAGAGACUAUGAUAAAAAUGGCUGAUAGUAACUUUUUUGAGGAGGUUAGACAGUUGUUUGAAAGAGCGGCUAAGCAAACUCCCGAAGUCAUGUGUUUAGGACUUGCUCAAGUACAAAAACCUUGGAACCCACUACAUCAAGAAAUUGUGAACAGAUUGAUUUCAAUGUUUUUGGCCGGUCAUUCAAGUUCAACGCCUGUUCUUACGCGAUUAUGGCAAGUUAACAGUGGUCUUUUCAUCGAAGGUUGCCUUGAAAUGUAUAAAAAAGAUGCCAUGACCAUAUCAAGGAUAUUAGACAUUGCACAAGAUUUGAAGCAGAUUUUGAGUCCGCUUUUAGAAGUUCAAUCAUUCUCUUUCUCGAUUGACUUGGCAGCUCUUGCUUCACGGAGAGAAUACCUUAAUUUAGAAAAAUGGUUACAGGACAAGAUCAGUGAAUUUGGUGAUUCGUUUAUUCACGAUUGUUUGGAGUUCCUCAGUCAGAAAAUUUCCAUGGAAGCUGCACGUGAAAACAAUGGUAACCUUCAGUCAGUAAGGCUUACCGGUGACGUAUUUGCUAUUUUCCUCCGCAUUCUUUCAAACAGUUCAAUGUCUCAGGCGAAUUCUGAAUUAUUUAAAGAAAUCAAUAAAGCAUCUAUACAUGUCUAUCCACGCCUCCUGCCCUCAACUUCUGCUGAAGGAAACGUUCCAGAUCAAACUUUCACGCCUGAUGUAGAGGAAGAAGCAAAUUCAUAUUAUGAACGAGUAUACAGGCAAGAGAUCAGCAUCGAAGAUUUUAUUAAACUUUUACAGAGAUUCAAGCAUUCUGAAGAUCAUAGAGAAAACCAAAUAUUCUCUUGCAUGGUGCACAAUUUAUUCGACGAAUAUCAAUUCUUCCCGAAAUAUCCACAGAGAGAAUUGACGAUCACUAGUGUAAUAUUUGGGUCGCUUAUUCAAUAUCAACUCGUGAUUUACGAGGCGCUUGGUAUCGCUCUUCGUUACGUUUUAAAUGCGCUUAGGAGUCCUGCAGAUUCCAGAAUGUUUAACUUUGGGGUUCAAGCUUUAUCACAAUUUCAGUCUCGUCUGCCAGAAUGGCCACAAUAUUGUUCUCAAGUUUUACAAAUUACACAAUUGCAACAAUCCCACCCCGAAAUUGUACAAUACGUUAGGUCAACGCUUGCUAUUAAUUCUAAUAAGAAUAUCUCUACAACUGCUACAAUUCCUUCUGCUAUUCCAUCUACUACAACUGCUAGCAAUAUUAGUAAUAUUGAACAAUCUACAACCAAACCUACUAUUAAUAAUCCGGGUGCAGAUAUCAUCUCUAAUAAUAAGCCUGUAUCUGAACAGAAUAACAAAGUGAUUGAUAGGCCAGCUUUUACCGCUUUGAACCUUGAUACAUUGUUGGCCGCUGAUAAAGUAGAUUAUGAGGUUCCAAGUGAAGCGGUUCAAGACAAAAUUCUAUUCAUAAUUAACAACGUCGCUCAAAGUAAUUUGGAAACUAAAGUUUCUGAAAUGAAAGAUAUCCUUAAGGAAUCUCAUUAUCGUUGGUUUGCCAAUUAUUUAGUGGUAAAAAGAGCUAGUAUUGAACCAAAUUAUCAUCAACUUUACCUCCAAUUUCUUGAAUCACUAGAAAGUCAGUCUCUUUGUCGUCACGUUUUACAUGAAACCUUUGCAAAUAUUAAGGUUCUUUUGAAUUCAGAAAAAACAGUACAAUCAUCAUCUGAGCGUUCUUUAUUGAAAAAUCUUGGAUCGUGGCUUGGUGGGAUGACAAUAGCUAAAAAUAAACCUAUUAGACAUAAGAACAUCGCAUUCAAGGAACUUUUAGUUGAAGGAUACGAUAGUAAUAGGUUAAUAGUGGCUAUACCUUUCGUGUGUAAAGUGCUUGAACAGGCAGGCAAAAGCAAGGUGUUCAAACCUCCAAAUCCGUGGUUAAUGGCUAUUCUCAAGUUGUUAGUAGAAUUAUAUCAAUAUGCGGACUUAAAACUAAACCUUAAAUUUGAGAUUGAAGUUCUUUGUAAGAGUUUGGAAGUUGAACUUAAAGAUAUAGAGCCCACUACGAUCAUUAAGGAUCGUCCACCAAAGGAGAUGGUCACAAAUCAAACAGAGAAGAUUGCACAAGAAUUUGAAAAGUGGCCUACUAACAAAUUACAACAACAACCAGCUCCAAUUUUAUCCGCGCAAACAAUCACUAUUCCCAAUUCUUCACCAUUAAGUGAUGAACCUGUUACGAACUUGGGAUCAUACAUUACAAUAAACCCUAAUUUGCCAGUAUUUGCAAAUCAAGGGUUAAGAAAAUUUGUCCAUUUAGCCAUGGAUAGAGCCAUCCGUGAAAUCAUUACUCCCGUAGUUGAAAGGUCGGUAACCAUUGCUGGAAUUUCAACGAGGGAAUUAAUCAUUAAAGAUUUUGCGAUGGAGCCGAAUGAAGAGAGAAUGAGAAAUUCGGCUCAUCAAAUGGUACAAAAUUUGGCUGGUAGCUUAGCGUUAGUAACGUGUAAAGAACCAUUAAGGAUUAGUAUGGUAACCCAUUUGAAGAAUCUACUUUUGCAGAAUGGAUUUAGUGAGCAAAGCAUACCCGAACAGGCAAUUCUUAUAGUGGUGGCCGAAAAUCUUGAUUUAGCUUGUUCAUUUAUUGAGAAAGCAGCUAUGGAUAAGGCAGUACCUGAAAUUGACGAAUCAUUGGCCUCAUCAUUCAGUAAUCGCAAAAAACAUCGGGAGAGAACUGGUCAGCCAUAUUAUGAUAUGUCAGUUUAUUCCGGUAUCUCGCGUUACAUGGGUAACCUACCUGAACCAUUACGAUUGAAGCCUAAUGGAUUAUUGCCUCAACAACUGAGAGUAUAUGAAGACUUUGUCCGUAUUCCUCGUUUAAGUAAUCAAGCUGCAGAGAUCUAUUCAGAUCGUAGUGUAAGAUCUGGUAUGAUUAGAGGUCAACAACAAGACUUUGGCUUUAAUCAUCUUUAUAAUUCUGCUGCUGACAUGCAAUUUGAUGCCCCACAAGUACAAAUGCCAAUUACAGCUCAUCAAAGUUUGGAAAAAUUUGCCCAAUAUCUUUCAGAGUUAGAUAAAUUGAUAAGUAAAUCACCAAAUUCUUCUUGGACAUCUCUACCUUCCAAUCACGAUAUUCGUUUAUUAGUCAAAGAAAUUCCUUCGUUAGCAACACAAUCAUUUAAUCGGGAUGAAACUGCAUUGCAUUUUUCGCAGAAGGUUGUUCAACUCUUAUAUAAGAAUGAUUCAAUUCUUUCACGAGAGGUGUAUGUUAUGCUCCUUGAAAAACUCUGUGAAAUUUCCUACAAAGUCAACAAGGAAGUUACUGCCUGGCUGAUUUAUGCAGAUGAUGAGCGCAAAUUUAUCGUACCAGUGGUGGUUGCUUUGAUAAAAGCCGGUCUUAUUAACGUCAUUGAUCAAGAUACACAACUCGCAAAACUUAUCGAAAAUGGAAGACCAACCGUCAUUGAUUUUACCGCAAAAUUGAUCCGAGAAUGUGUUUUAAGAGAUCCUCCUUAUGCUAAACGUAGUGAUUUUGUAAAUUCGUUAGAUGCUCUUACUAGAUUAACACAACGUGGCAAAUCCCCUGAAGCUUUGAUCCAACUUUUAGAAGACUUAAGACCACGGUCAAACCGGGAGGUACCUGGUAAAGAUGUAGAGAAUGCGGGAUUGCGUGAUCAGUUGACAUUCUUCUUUGCUGAGUGGGUCCGGGUUUAUCAUCUUCCAACUUCAAAUGAAAAGACUUAUGCUACUUUCAUUAUGCAGUUACAGCAACAUGGCGUAUUGAAAGGCGAAGAAAUUUCUUCAAUGUUUUUCCGUGUUUGCACAGAAAUGAGCGUCGAUCAUUACUUGAAACAAAAGGCGACAGCUCAGGCAACACCCGCAAUUGCUUAUCAGGCUAUCGACGCUUUCUCCAAACUUAUUGUUUUAUUAGUAAAGUAUCAUUCGGAUCCAGAAGGCGUUAAUAAUAAUGUUGUCAAAAUCAAUUAUCUGACGAAAAUAUUGUCAAUUAUUGUGUUGGUGCUGGCACAAGCACAUGAACAACGUCGUCAUCAAUUUAACCAAAAACCAUUCUUCCGAUUAUUCUCGAGCUUGCUGAACGACCUUAAUUCGUAUGAACAGCAACUUCAGCCCAUUUACUUCCAGAUUCUCACAGCUUUAAGUAACAAUACUUUCCACACCUUACAACCCAUGUUCUUCCCUGGGUUCACUUUUGCAUGGCUUUCAUUAAUAUCUCAUCGUUUAUUUAUGCCCAAACUUUUACUUGCAGAGAACCAAAAGGGGUGGCCUGCUUUUCAUAAACUGCUCAUAUGUUUAUUCAAAUUUCUCGUUCCAUUCUUACGUAAUGUUGAGAUGAUCGAGACCACACGAUUACUGUACAAAGGAACCCUGCGAGUCCUACUCGUGUUGUUGCAUGAUUUCCCGGAAUUCCUUUGUGAUUAUCACUUUAGUUUUUGUGAUGUCAUUCCACCAUCUUGCAUUCAGCUUCGAAAUUUGAUCUUAAGCGCUUUUCCACGUAAUAUGAGAUUACCAGAUCCAUUCACACCAAACUUGAAAGUCGAUUUGUUACCAGAAAUAUCACAGUCGCCGCGUGUAUUAUCUGAUUAUGCUACUGCUUUGGUCGCCAACAAUCUUAAAAACGAUAUAGACAAUUAUUUAAAAACACGUUCACCAAUAACGUUCCCAUCUGAUUUGAAACAAAAACUUUUGUUUGAAUCCAGUGGUCAAUCGGAGAUGUUAUCUACCGGAUCCAAGUAUAAUGUCCCAGUAAUCAACGCUCUUGUCCUUUAUGUUGGUAUUCAAGCGAUUAGUCAACUUCACAACAAAUCGGCUCAGGGAAUUACACAUAGUGCACCUAUGGACAUUUUCCAACAAUUGCUUACUGAUCUGGAUUCGGAGGGUGGGUUAUAUUGA
Funneliformis geosporum is the source of this 6291-nucleotide messenger RNA. The record is from the annotation of a GenBank genome assembly. NCBI's taxonomy places the organism in Eukaryota, Fungi, Glomeromycota, Glomeromycetes, Glomerales, Glomeraceae.